AUGUGAUAAUAAAGAACUAAUUAUGUUUGACUAUGUAUCUCAAUCGGACGAUGACGGGUUCGCUUCGCGAUUGGAUCAAACAUUACUCCCCUGAGCAUGUGUAUUUAUCAAUGGCAGGUAAUGGUCAAAUUACAAGUACACACACUCAAAUCCUUCAUGUUUUUAAAAUGGUUGAUGUUCUGUAACGCAACCAUGAGAUGAUAGCAAGUUUAACUUUAACCCCAGCUUGCCUACCUUGAGAGAAGGAAAAACAAAGGUUUUUAAGGGGACCAACCCAAUGAGAUCUUAGGCUUAAAAUCUUUAAAUGCUUAAGCUUUUGGAACCUAGUGGAAAUGUCACUGGCAUUGGCUUUUAAGAUUGAGCAGAGAGAAAAGAUUACACAGCAACAACAAUCCUUGGCGUUAUCAAGGAUUCUUAUCUCAAUCUACACAGAAGGGUCAUUCAGGUUAUAAAAAAGGAUGUGAGAAGCCCCAUGCCAUCUCCUUUAGCCCAUUUUUAAAAACCCCUUCUUUUUCUUUUCUUUUUUUUUUUUUUUUUUGAUAAAACCCUCCUUUGUAACUAGUUGUAUAAACCACUGAAACCAUCUCAUUAAACUAAAGACAAGUAGCUUAUAAGCUGUUCUUUUCUAUGGUUCCCCCAUUCACCAAUUACAUAGGCAUAUGGAUAGAAUCAGCUAAUAAGCAAAGACACGUUAUAAGACCCUACCAUGGCAUCUCAUUCCAAAUAUUUUAAGAACCCAAUAACCAAAAAUGGUAUUUUACAAUAACAUUGUCUAAUAAAGAAAGAUUUAAGGGGGACUACUAGGUAUCAAUCACCAAAACAUUCAAUUAGAGAUGCUAAGCAUAUAAUAGAACAGAUGGGGUUUACCCAUUGGUCUUAUACUAGUAGUUAUCACUUAUCAAGGAAAACAUUAAACAUCAACUGCUUCCCACUAGGGUUUUUUGGCCUAUAUUCUCUCUUUUGUCUUACCUUUAAAGCUAUGUGACCUCAAAAGGGUAAUUAGUUUCAUAGUACAGUGAUGACAUAAGCCCUACCCACACGUGGCUGUGGCCACAUACUUUCUCUUUUCCUUUUACAUAAUUCCUUUCGAUGUUAUUUCCUUUUCACAUAUUUAUCUUUUUAAGGAAUGUCAACCAAAGUGUUGGCAUUUCUAGGUUAUCCCAAAUAUCCCCCAUAUCUUAGUACGAGUAAUAGACAAGAAAUAAUAGAUAUGAAAUAAACAGUAAUAAUUUGGAUUUUGGGUUACCAGGGUGAAAGGCCUACCCAAUGUACAAGGCUCCCAUCACUGUGGGGUCUGGGAAGGGUCAUCAUGUAUGCAACUUUACCCUCACUUCACGAAAAGGCUGUUUCCUGACUCAAACCCACGGUCACUAAGACGCAAUGAAGCAACCUUAUCAUUUGGUUACCAGGGUAUGACCCAUUUAUUAUAUGGCCUGGAUCAAUUGAUAAUAUAGGUAAGCCUCUGAACCAAUACAGAACAUGCCCACUAGUUAUGAAAUGAUCAAACUUCUGAACCUUUUUAUGCUAUUUGGAUUGGUUUGUCUACUGCAACUUAACCUUACUGCACAGUAGGUCACCAUCAGGAAGUGCUGAUCCAUGCAACAUAUGACAUGGAGUAACACCUGAACAUUCCUCAGAAGAAAAUUUGCAUAUAGGGGUAUUUUGGUAUCUUCAUGUGUUUGGUGGAGUGGUCUUUAUUGAAGAUCACCUCCCAACAAAUAGAGGAGAUCGACAUGGAUUUUGUUUUUAUUUUUAUUUACUUAUUUAUGUAAUUUUUUUGGGGUUAGAGAUUGCUUGAGAUUUAUUUGAUAGGGACAGUUAAUUAAGACAGGAUGAGGCAGAUUAUGGAGAUAUAAAUAUGCAGGAGAAUCACAAACUAAUGUCUUACAACUAGGAAGCCAAGCUUAUUACUGAUAAAGGCAAGGAAACUUGGUUUAUAGUUUGGGAAGUGAUGGCAGGAUACUUGGGCUGGGGAAUGAUAGAAGAAGGCUGGAGGAAGGGGCCUUGGACUGCAGAAGAGGAUAAAUUGCUCAUUGAAUAUGUCGGGUUGCAUGGAGAUGGAAGAUGGAACUCUGUGGCAAGAUUUGCAGGGCUGAGAAGGAAUGGCAAGAGUUGCAGGCUGAGGUGGGUGAAUUAUUUGAGGCCAGACCUCAAGAGAGGGCAGAUAACCCCACAUGAAGAGAACAUCAUUCUAGAGCUUCAUGCCCGGUGGGGAAACAGGUGGUCAACAAUUGCCCAGAGCUUGCCCGGGAGAACAGACAAUGAGAUCAAGAACUAUUGGAGGACUCAUUUCAAGAAAAAGGGAAAAGCUGCAUCAGAACAUGCUGAGAAGUCAAAAACUCGAAUCCUUAGACAACAACAGCUUCAGCUGCAAAAGCAGCAGCUACAACAACAGCAACAAAACCAAAUUGACAUGAAAAAUAUCAUGUCUCUACUUGAUGAGAGUGAGCAUAGAGCUCAAGUGAGGCAGGAGAUGGUCUCCAUGUAUUCCAACUCUUCGGAGGAGCAAUGCCUACUCUCUUCUAUGUUGAACAGUGAAGAGACCUUGAAUGAUGACAUUCUGUGGGGAGGACUGUGGAACUUAGAUGAUAACCAUGCCAACAUGGAUGCCACAUGUGCAACCAGUAAACCAAGCUUGCCAAGUCUUCUCACCCCCUUCUAUUGAACAAGCUUUCAGUUAGUUGGCAAGUCUACCCUAUUGAAGUCAACAAAUCUCAAUCUGCCAUUUGUUCUAUAAACUGAUUGGCAUAUCCCACCUGUAGCCAUAAUUGGCUUGUUCAUAUAUAUAAGUGUUCUUUUGGUCAAAAGGUUAAGGCUUCUUUGAAUGAAUUUAAGUUUGGGUUUUGACCUAUUCAAGCAAUGAGAGUUCCAAAGUUCU
This is a messenger RNA of Macadamia integrifolia, 2878 nucleotides long. RefSeq names its product MYB-like transcription factor EOBII. Gene Ontology annotation, cellular component: nucleus. Gene Ontology annotation, molecular function: sequence-specific DNA binding; DNA-binding transcription factor activity. The coding region runs from base 1952 to 2665 and encodes 237 amino acids. The record is from RefSeq and is a predicted model, not a curated record. NCBI's taxonomy places the organism in Eukaryota, Viridiplantae, Streptophyta, Magnoliopsida, Proteales, Proteaceae. The transcript has 3 exons. Gene Ontology annotation, biological process: regulation of DNA-templated transcription.